This is a messenger RNA of Mya arenaria, 5137 nucleotides long. RefSeq lists its product as uncharacterized. Gene Ontology annotation, molecular function: transmembrane transporter activity. Gene Ontology annotation, biological process: transmembrane transport; monoatomic anion transport. The transcript has 12 exons. The record is from RefSeq and is a predicted model, not a curated record. NCBI's taxonomy places the organism in Eukaryota, Metazoa, Mollusca, Bivalvia, Myida, Myidae. The coding region runs from base 361 to 2103 and encodes 580 amino acids.
UUAUUUUUUGUUGAAAGAAUUAUCACUGUUGUGCUACCAAUGAAACUUAAUUCUGCAAUAAUAUUACAUGUAAUUUCUCAACUAUUGAUUUCUUCAUAAUCACCAUAGAUGUCUGAUCAAAUGUAAAAAGUCUCAACUUAUAUGUUUGUUUCAAUAUAAUGAAAUACGACAGUUCUCUCCAUGUACGAUUAUUUCGUUGCAUGUAUACGCAGGAACAUUCUGCAACCAUCUACAUGUGAAGGUCGUUCUAGACAAGAGCAGAAGCACGUGUUUCUUAAAUGUGAUCAGGAUUGUGAAUAACGACGUCUGAGAAAAGUGUGAACAUGAAGUAAAGGAUAAAGAACAACUAAAGUGACAGGAAUGGAAGCAAAUGAACAGGUAUUAGAACAGCUGACGACAGGUUAUCCACCGUAUCGAAAGAAAUAUAAAGACAAACAUACGUUUGUAUGCUCGGCAAGAUGGCGGACCGUAUACCUCGUGUACAUAGCCUACGCCCUUCUGUAUAUACACCGGGUCAACCUCAGUCUAGCCGUGGUCUGCAUGGUGGACUUGGAUGUCGAGGAGGGCCAAACAACAAACAACAGUAAGGACAAUGCUGUGGCUGGAAAUCGUACAUCACUACUUAUAGAUGAUAGAUAUGAAACCAUUAACAAAUUCAUCAAUACUACAGAUGAAAGUCAUACUUCAUGGCCAGUUGACAUGGUUAAUUCUUCAAAAAACUAUAUCAGAAGUCGGCUUAAAACAAAAGAUGAUAACUUAACCACAGAGGCCACUAAUACGCCUCUGGCAAAAAUCAGUUCGUGUAGCUCUGGAAACGUCAAAAGAAAGGGUCCAAAACCUAAUAUACAAUGGAGGAAGUCGCUUAUUUCAAUUUUGCUAUCUUCGUAUUUUUAUGGGUCAUUAUUAACCCAGAUCCCAGCAGGAACCCUUGCAGACAUAUUCGGCGGAAAACAUAUCAUGACGGGGGCAAUGGUUUUAACGGCUGUUUGCUCUCUCCUAACGCCUGUGUGUGCCAGAACAGGCAUUGAAUGGGUGUUUGUCUUGCGCAUACUUAUCGGGUUUGCUGGGGGAUCGGUUAUUCCUGCUGGUAAUUCCAUUAUAACCGCUUGGGGACCACCAGCCGAGCGUCCAAGUAUGCUGACAGUGGUGUAUACAGGUUUAUUAGUUGGUGCUGUUGUAUCAAUUCUAACUUCUGGAUUACUUUGUGAACACGGCUUUGCUAAUGGGUGGCCUUCUAUAUUCUAUAUACAUGGUGUUCUGGCAGUUAUUUUUGUGAUAAUGUGGAUUUUUGACGGGUACAGUUUACCCAAACACCAUCCCAGAAUAUCGAAAGAAGAGUUAGAAUACAUAAUUGAGUCCAAAAGGCUAGUUUCGUCUGUGGUCCGUAUGAAGAAAAAGGCUCAAGAUAUGCCCUGGAAAGGCAUUUUGACCUCAAGGCCGAUGUGGGCGUGCUUUAUUACGCAUUUCUGUUUCAACUGGAGUUUCUUCACUGUCCUCAUCAAUGUGCCAUUAUUUCUGAAAGAAGUUCUCAAGUACGACAUUUCGUCAAAUGGCGUCUAUUCCGCACUGCCAUACAUAUUCGAAAUAUUUAGUGGACUUGCCUCGGGAAAAGUUUCAGAUGCCAUAUUGAAAAGGAAGUGUUUAAGCCAUCUUGUUACCAGACGUCUUUUCCAAACAAUGUGUUCAAUAGGAUGUGAAGUAUGUCUGAUCUUUGCUGGCUAUGUCACGUGUGAGGCACGUCAUUUUGCUGUGGUGCUACUGUGCUGUUCAAGCGUUUUCGGAGGCAUGUCGUGUGCAGGAUACGUUGUAAAUCAUCCAGAGUUUUCCGGACAAUUUGCAGGAACUACGUUUGGAAUAACAAACGCAGGAGGCGUAGUUUCAUCCAUAUUGGCGUCAAUGAUCGCCGGCCUUUUAACACCUAAAGGUCUUCAAAGUGAAUGGCAAGUCGUGUUUUACAUCGCUGCAGUUGUUAAUUUCGUCGGAGGGUUGUCAUUUUUAUUCUUUUCUGAUGUAACAUUGCAACCAUGGGCACAAGGCAAACAACAAACUUUCGAAAUUGAAGUGGAUCCGCCAGAAAACGAAUUGCAACAAAUGCAGGCGUAGUAGCUUUUCAUUAUACAAGUUUAGUUGCUUCAGAAAAAUGACAAGCUAAUGCCAGUUGAUGUUAAUGUAAUCAUGUUCGAAAGAGUUAAAUAGCCCCAAAGUUCUGGCUUUACUCGGCGAAUGGAUGAGAAAAUAACUUUGUCAUAUCAAGAGCCUCGUUUUGAGCUUUUGUUAUCUAUUCCAGUUCUGACUUUCCUGUUUAUUUUUAGACAACAAAAGAUCCUUGUAUUUCUUUAGUGUUCAGUGUGUUUGACGCAGACCUUCCGAGCUCAUGUAAAGAUAAACUGACCGAAUGUAAGGGACUCCUUUUUUCUGACACUUCUCACACGUUCUUGUUUAAUACGGUAUACCUCUUUCGUUCGAUAUAUCUGUGCACUGAAAUAAAACUUCUAACAUGAAAUCAAUUAAUAAAUAAUUCCGUUGAGGAAGAUUGUAACUGUUGAAUAUGCGGUUAGUUUGUUUGUAAUGGAAGUGUUCUUGAACCUUUCAAAACUCUUCCGGGCUGAAGCGCGCGAUAUUUGGUUUCUGUGUUUUUAAACAUUAAUUAAAAUAUUGUAGUUUUGUCAUUUUCAUGUGAGAUAGAGGUUUGUGAGUUGAUAACUUGCUCUGUGUUGCUCAGCAUCAAGUGUUUACCUUAGUUUUAGAAGAAUUACAAGUUCGGAAUUUGUAUACUAAACACAUAUUUGAUUUUUAUUGCUCAUGUAAGGAUUCUGGAUCUAGUUUAAGUCCAUCAAUGACUAAUGUUUACAGGUUAAUUAGUUAUAAUUUAUUUGCAGUUCAAUGCGUUUCCGUUCAAAAUCAUGCUCUCGAAAGGCAAUACAUCUCUCACUCCGGCACAUAUCACAUAUUACUCGUUCACAAAUGAGUUUCACUUAAAUGUACAUUAGCUACUUUCUACUGUAUAAAUUUGUAAACAUUUUUAUAUUAAAAGGACUGUGUGUGACACGCCUAAUAUAUAAUUUAGAUUAGUGAAUAUUGCUUUUUUGACACUAUUGUUGUACAUUUUGGUAUAGUUUGUCAUAAGAAAGAAAAUUUACGUUUUGGGAUGCAUAGGUGGCAGUAUUGUAAGGAAUGAUGAAAAGGUCAUACAAUAAGAAAUUCUUAUAAAACAAACCUCUGCGUUCAUUUUUGUAAAAAAUGCAAAAUAAGAUCAGGGAAUUGCGUUUGUCCCGGUUAAAUGACGAUAUGCGCCAACGUGGGACUUGCAGCCUCGUUCUGGGAUUGAUGUUUACGAAAUAUAUUUAUAGAAAACGACACCAUGUCUAAACGUCGCUUUUGUCUUAGGUAUUGUACAACAAUACAGGACAUAUAUCCUUAAACGUUAAACCAUACACUUUCAGUUAAUUUUUGUACGCAAGAGCGUUAUAUUGAAAACAUGGAAACAGUAACUAGCACAUGUCCUUCGUAUCAUCAAGGCGAUUUGAGCAAUAUCGCCAAGCUUGAUUAGCAGUGAAGACAAAACAUUGGUAUAAAGGCCGAUCUCUUAAACCCUUAAUUGGCAUGGUCAUUUAAAUGUACCCAAAAUAAUUGGAAUGUGUUUUAUGUCACUUGUCUAACAGCCAGUAAAUGCAAAAUUACGGGGACUGUUUAUAGUUCCCGGCGAUAUAUCCGAUAUGACGCGUGUAUAGUGUCAUCAAGUUCACACCUAUGGCAUUAGGGGUCGUUGUAAAAACAAGACAGACGAAGAUGACAGUUGUAGGCAAAAAGUGUAUUAAUUUAUUAUUUCAACAAAAACAUCGAAUAUUCGAAUACCUAUUUUGACAUUCGAAUACCAAACGUUCGAUCGAAUAUUCGAAUAUUCGAAUAUUCGUUUGCAUCCCUAAUAAGAAUGGAUAAAACCCAUUGAAUUUCUGGCCCAUUCCACAUCGUUGUUAAACUGUUUGCGCGAACGCGAUCGUACAUCCAAGUUCUAAAAUGCAAGUGGAGAGAUGUGUUCAUAAACUUGGCAAGGGAUGGAAACGUCUCGCAGACAUUUGUAUAUUAAGUCCUCAAUUUGCUUAUUUGUUUGCUUUAAUUUAUGAAAAUCAUGAAGGUUAUGUCACGUUUAACCUAAUGUUUAGAAUCGACUUCUGUAGAUAUGGUAUGGAAACAAAUAUGUUGUAUUUGAUUUUCUAUUGUGAUUCUAUUGAAAUGUGUUUUUUUAUGGUUUGCUUACUAUUACUCAACACGUUUUUAUUCUUGUGGUUUGUCUUUGUAUAUAUGAUGUACAUUAUCUCUCAUAUAGUCCAGUGUGUAAAAGCAUGCAUGAUAAUGGAAUAUUCUGCAUCUAAGCAAUUUCUAUAAGCUAUUAUUAAAAAUGUGUGCAUAAAUAUGUAUAAUAUAUUUGAACAAAAGUUAACUUCCUCAAUUAAGGAUGAAAGAAGUAAAUAUAAUAAGUUAGGGGUUAGUAGGUGGCCCGAUAUGGGAUAUACGGGGCAAAGGAAACCAUAUCGUGAGACAUGUUUAAUGUUUCAUUUAUUCAUCGUAACAUUCAUCGGAAUCGAAAAAUAGACGCCAUUUUAGUACGAUAUAAAGUUGGUGACCCAAUAUAGAAAAAUACGGGUUCACCGCGUGACCAGUCCUGGACAAAUGGCGUUGCGUAAUUUAUGUUAGUUGAAAUCUAGAGGAAAAUAGAAUAACUUUAUUUAUAACGUUUUUACAGUCAUGUACCUCAUAAUAUAUUGGUUACCAGCAUGUGACAUAUUCUAAAAUAAAUGUUACAAUGUACGUUCACGAGUUUCCCAAUACUUUGUAUUUAUAAUUUCCUCAUGUCUCUAAAUUACGUUUGCAUUGAGUGUAUGAAUAAACAUUUAAACCCUAAAAUUAAGUUUCUUUAUAAAUCAAAACAGGUUUAACCAUUUUUUGUUGAAAGCAUUCUCACUGUUGUGCUACCGAUAAAACUUAAUUUUGCAACAGUAUUACAUGUAAUUUCAAAACUAUUCAAAAUAAACAUAGAUGUGUGAUCAAAUGUAAAAAGUCUCGACUUAUAUGUGUCUUCUUUAUGUUGCUAAACUCGAAGAGUAUAAUAAGAAAGCCUAAUUGUUAUGAUGGGUAC